Molecule: messenger RNA, 579 nt
Organism: Panicum virgatum (switchgrass)
Lineage: Eukaryota; Viridiplantae; Streptophyta; Magnoliopsida; Poales; Poaceae
Product: glutathione S-transferase T3-like
Exons: 2
Coding region: 1-579 (192 amino acids)
Source: RefSeq, a predicted model, not a curated record
AUGAGGCAACAACAACAGGGAGGCGGAGAAGCAACACCAGUUGGAUCCACCACCUUCUUCCAAGGUAGUGAUUCACGAGCUGACGAGAGCAGCCCUGUUGGUUCAGCUUCUCCGGUGUCCCAAGAGCAGCUUCGCCAGGAAGAUCCUGUUGACACAGCAGAGUGGAGUGAGAGGAGAGUUGAUAGAAGGGGAGAUAGGUACUGGAAAGAUGAGUACAAUUUGCAUGCACCCAAGGAGCAAAGAAGAACAGCUGCUAAGUUGAAAAACCAUUGGAACAAGACUAUACCUCUUAUUACCAAGUUCAAUGGAUGUUACGACAAGGCAAGGAGAGAUCAUGCUAGUGGUGAAUCUGAUGACCAAGUCAUGAACAGAGCUCGUGAAGAGUACAAAAGGGUUGUUAACAAAAAGAGACCUUUUGCAUUAGAGUAUUGGUGGAGAGCAGUGAAGGAUCAACCCAAGUGGAGUAAAGCUUACCCAGAUGAAGAAAUGAUGAACAAGAGAAGUAGGCUGAAUGCAUCAGGAGCUUAUUCUUCUUCUAAUCAAGACAGCGAAGAUGCAGAUCCUGCAGCCAGGUGUUGA